AUGUGGCAGGGCAAAAGACUUUUUCACUCGCUCACGGCCUUUACGGGUUGGGGAGUAUAUCGUUUUGUGAUUGCUCAGUGCGAGAUUCAGGCAUCGCUUCUGGGGGUUAAAAUGGUGAUAUGGUUGUCAAAACCUCCACCAACUCUCACAUUCACCCGGACAUUCACCAUCGACUUCUACAAUACACAAAAGCAAAAACAAGAAAUUUAUGGAGCGGUAGAAAAGUUUUUCAUGUCAAUUCCCCCCGGGAAAAAUUUACUCUGUAGCUUGCUUGCAUUUGGUCACAGACAUGAAAAAUUUAGUUUUAAUUCAAUUUGUAAAUGGAUAUUUGGGACUUUUGAUGUAACGGGAUGA
Molecule: messenger RNA, 354 nt
Organism: Clunio marinus
Lineage: Eukaryota; Metazoa; Arthropoda; Insecta; Diptera; Chironomidae
Source: the annotation of a GenBank genome assembly